Messenger RNA from Miscanthus lutarioriparius, 2322 nucleotides. The record is from the annotation of a GenBank genome assembly. Lineage: Eukaryota; Viridiplantae; Streptophyta; Magnoliopsida; Poales; Poaceae.
AUGGGCACCGCUCGCAUGGCGGCCCCGGUCGCUAUGCUCCUGCUGCUGCAUCACCUUGCGUGUGCAGUUGCUGCUGGGACCGAAGCCGAGGCAGCUGCACUGCUCGCAUUCAAGAUCGCCUCCGUGACCGCCGACCCAGGCGGCCGGCUCGUGAGCUGGGCAGAGGUCAACUCCACCUCUGGCACCAGCUCGCCGUGCAAGUGGACCGGUGUCUCGUGCACAGAUGGCCAUGUCCAUAUGCUCAAUCUCAGUGGCAUGUCCCUCGUCGGCUGCCUCCACCUCGACCCGUUGCUCGCUCUACCCGCACUCCGGACCAUCCUCCUCCGUGGCAAUGCCUUCCAUGGCAACCUCACGAAUGGCGCCUCACAGCGACAGACAUCGCCACCAUGCAUGCUCAUGGACGUGGACCUGUCAUCGAAUGCCUUCAACGGAACGCUGCCGCAGGCGUUCCUGGAGUCCUGCAGCAACCUGCAGCUGCUGAACUUGUCCAGGAACACCCUUACCGGUGGGUUCCUCAACCUCUCAGCCAACCAGCUCAUGGGAGGCCUCCUAGAGUUUGCGCGGUGCAGCCAGGUUUCUGUUCUUGACUUGUCAGGGAACCUCAUGUCUGGUGCCCUCCCUGGAAGGCUUUUUGGUGACGGCGCCAACCAAUCUGACACACUUGAGCAUUGCUGGUUCAAUACCAGAGUUCCUGGGGGCUUCCAUGCUUUGCGCCGACUCGCGCUGGCUAGGAACAACUUCACUGCAGAAAUACCGGAUAAGCUGAGCCUCUUGUGCAGAAUCGGAAUGCUGGUUGAACUAGACUUAUCAAGCAACCAACUGAUUGGCAGUCUGCCAGCAAGCUUCUCAAGCUGCAGAUCACUUGAGGUGCUUGAUCUCGGCAGCAACCAACUCUUUGGUGACUUUGUGGUUACUGUCAUCAGCAAAAUGUCUUCUCUGCGUGUGCUGAGACUGCCAUUCAACAAUAUCAAUGGGACAAAUCCUCUGCCGGCACUAGCAGCUGGCUGCCCUUUGCUUGAAGUUAUUGAUCUUGGCUCUAAUCUGCUGGAAGGGGAGAUCAUGCCUGACUUGUGCUCAUCUUUACCAUCACUAAGAAAGCUGCUCCUCCCAGACAAUUAUUUCAGUGGAACUGUGCCACUGUCACUUGGCAACUGCAGCAAUCUGGAGUCACUGGACCUCAGCUUCAACCUUUUGGUUGGUCACAUUCCAUCUCAAGUAAUAUUGCUUCCUAAGCUUGCCGAUUUGGUCAUGUGGGCAAACAAUCUCUCUGGCGAAAUACCAGAUGUUGUAUGCUCCAAUAGCACAAGAUUGGAGACACUAGUGAUAAGUUACAACAACUUCACUGGAGUCCUCCCUCCAUCCAUUACAAGCUGCGUGAAUCUCAUAUGGUUGUCUCUUGCAGGCAACAGUCUUACUGGGAAUGUGCCCUCAGGCUUUGGCAACCUCCAGAAGCUUGCCAUUCUACAGCUGCAUAAAAAUUUACUCUCUGGCCCAGUUCCAACAGAGCUUGGUUACUGUAGCGACCUCAUCUGGCUUGAUCUUAACAACAACUUCUUCUCCGGUGCAAUACCACCGCAGUUAGCAGCACAGACAGGACUUGUCACUGGAGGUAUUCUUUCUGGGAAGCAGUUUGCAUACCUAAGGAAUGAGGCUGGCAACAUCUGCCCUGGUGCCGGAGUGCUGUUUGAGUUCUUUGACAUCCGUCCAGAGCGGCUGGCACAGUUCCCGGCUGUGCACUCAUGUGGCUCCACGAGGAUAUACACUGGGGUGAUAGCAUACACCUUCAAUAAAAGUGGAAGCAUGAUCGUCCUUGAUCUAUCAUACAACAGAUUUACAGGUACAAUUCCGGCAAGCUUGGGGAACAUGACAUAUCUUACUGUCCUUAACUUGGGACACAAUGACCUUACUGGCGCAAUUCCAGAUGCAUUCAUGGGGUUGAGGGCGAUUGGUGUAAUGGACCUCUCACAUAAUCACCUCACAGGUGGCAUCCCUGCUGGACUUGGGUCUUUAAGUUUCCUUGCAGACUUUGAUGUCUCUAACAACAACCUGACUGGUGAAAUCCCGAUAUCUGGGCAGCUCAUUACAUUCCCAGCAUCCCGCUUCGCAAACAACUCUGGCCUCUGUGGCAUCCUCUUGGAUCGUUGCAUGCCCAAUACCAGCCCUGGACUCAUGCCCCAGUAUUUUCCUGAUCAGAAGUCGCCUCUUGUCUUUCAAGCUGGGUUUGGUGAAGGCUUCGGAUUUGGCUUCGUUAUAGCUAUUGGUUUAGUGACCUUGCUCCAGUUCAAGUAUGAACAGUGUUCAUGUUCUAUGCCAAUGUGGUAA